Messenger RNA from Corylus avellana, 1386 nucleotides. RefSeq lists its product as uncharacterized. Lineage: Eukaryota; Viridiplantae; Streptophyta; Magnoliopsida; Fagales; Betulaceae. The record is from RefSeq and is a predicted model, not a curated record.
UGGAGCAAGUGGCAGAAAGGCAACCGUCAACGUGAAAAUCAGAAAGACCCAAUCGAUUCUCAUAAAACCCCCCCCAAAUCCUCAACAAUUCAUCUUUCUGAUUUUCCAGAGCAAAAAGGAGGAAGCUUUCCGAUUUUUUCUUCAUUGCCAUUUUUUGGCAACCCUAAUAAGAGUUCUCUGAAUUCCUUUUGUUCAGGUCACGGGAUUUGAAUUCCCGUCGGGUGGGUUUUUGUGAUUAUGGUAACGCUGAGUAGCUCCAUCACUGCUUGGAUCGGUCACUUCCUCGCUUGCAUGGGGCAUUUGCUUUGGUGGAGUGACCAAAAUGGAUAGGAUUUGAUUUUUGAUAGAAAUGAGAUGGGGGUGUUUUAAGCAGGGCUUUGGCAGUGGAAAUGGAUCCGUGUUGUUUUUGGACAAUCGCUUAUCCUGUGGUAACAGACCUUGAAUCUAUGAACUGGUACAGAAAUGGGGAAAUAGGAUUCUGGGGUUGUUUUGGAUGCUGCACUAAACCCACACCAAUUAUUGCUGUUGAUGAGCCGUCAAAGGGACUGAAAAUUCAAGGGCGCAUGGUGAGAAAACCUAGUGUAUCUGAUGAUUUCUGGAGUACCAGCACGUAUGAUCUGGACAACAGCACUGUCCAAUCUCAAAGAAGCAUCUCAUCCAUUAGCACGUCAAACCAGACCCUAAAUUGUGGAAGUGGCAUUGCUAGCAUGAGCAGCAAUUCUGAUUUUGUAAAUAAUGGUGUUCUUCUCUGGAAUCAAACCAGGCUUCAAUGGAUUGGAUCUAGCAGGUCCAGGGAUCAUACUCAACGGAGUCGGGAACCCAGAUUAAGUUGGAAUGCGACUUAUGAAAGUUUGCUUGGUACCAAGCAGCCAUUCCCCCAGCCAAUCCCUCUAUCUGAAAUGAUAGACUUUCUGGUAGAUGUAUGGGAGCAGGAGGGGCUGUAUGAUUGAGGAACUGUAUCAUAUCAAGACCCCACUGUCUUUGUAACUAUUAAGAGUUGUUCGUGUAUAGUUGAGGGCCAAAGGAGGAACAAAAAGAUCAAACAAAUGUUUCUAAAUUUUAAUUCUACACGCUAAUGACCAUCUUUUUCUCUUCUUAUCUUUCUUUUUUCCUUUUCCUCUUGUACAUGCCCUAUUGGACUUGGCCCUCUACCAUAUUCAAACUGAAUACAGGUGCAAAUAUGUCGAUGAUUAACACUAAACUUGUUGCUCUCUUCUCUUUUCGUUUCCUUCUCGAUAGGCGGAUGUGAUCUUCUUCUUCUUCUUCUUCUUCCGUUUUUAUUUACGGAGUUCGGUGUUUAUCUGUAUGAAUAAAUUUGUUUUGAUCAUAUUGAGGUAGCUCCAUUUAUAUGGUGUUAUUAUCUAUUUGCCCGAUUGGUCGUGUUCA